Macadamia integrifolia is the source of this 1570-nucleotide messenger RNA. RefSeq names its product RING-H2 finger protein ATL20-like. Gene Ontology annotation, molecular function: polysaccharide binding. Bases 206 to 1375 code for a protein of 389 amino acids. NCBI's taxonomy places the organism in Eukaryota, Viridiplantae, Streptophyta, Magnoliopsida, Proteales, Proteaceae. The record is from RefSeq and is a predicted model, not a curated record. The transcript has 2 exons.
CUGUUUGUGUAAUGGUCAAGGAGAGAAAAAGUGUCAACCGUCAAGGCUCUGUUCAUCACUAGAAGGAAGUUUCCAACCUUUGUCUCGGUUAUUAAACCCAGAAUCAAAGCUUAGACUUUAGAAUUUAACUACUAAUUGAUUCUUCUUCUGAUGAAUACUAUUAAUUUUGUAAAUCUCCUAAGCUUUAAUCUAACGCUUUACCCACAUGGGUUCCUCAGUUCUCUUCCUCUGCUUCUUCCUUUUCAUCUUCUUGUUCCAUCUCAGUAGUUAUAAGGUGGUAACAGGUCAAAACAUCUGCCAGAGUUCUACCUGCGGCGACAGUACAUCACCGGAGAUCCGAUUCCCCUUCAGAAUAAAAAUGCAACAAGAGAAGACUUGUGGGUACCCAGGGUUCGACCUCAAGUGUGAGUAUCAAAACCAGAGUAGAACGAUUCUAGAACUCCCAUCUUCAGGAAGGUUUUGGUUACAAGAGAUCAAUUAUACCAAACAAGAGAUCAGUAUAGUCGACCCAGAAAAUUGUAUUUGGAGAAAAUUUCUUACUUUGAAUCUCUCUAGUUCAGUUUUCAGUGGAGCUUACUAUGAUAACUAUACGAUCCUAAGGUGUUCGACGAAUUUAACGAUGCCUUUACCUCUUUCGAUGAAGUCUAUAGAUUGUAUGAGUAAUUCGAGUUAUGAGAUUCGGGCAACGCUGGCUACGGUGAUGGAAACGGAGUUUUGGAUGUCGCUGACUGGUUGCGAGAGGAUAGCGACGGUGGCGGUUCCGGUUCCUUGGUCGGGAUACUAUGAUGAGAAUGGUGACAGAUCGUUUAGUAGAGAAGAUCUGCGACUGGAAUGGGAUGAGCCCAAUUGUGUAGAUUGUGAAACGAAGGGAGGGAGGUGUGGAAGGUUGAAGAGCAGCAAUGUCUCUGGCAUUGAAUUCGGAUGUUUCGAUAUUCCUCCGACGGCGAACGGGAAAACAGGACUACCAAGGAGCGUGAGCUAUGCGGUGACCAUAGGCAUUGGCAUACCUGCACUCUUAUGUGGAAUUGGGAUUGCAUGCUAUGUUGGUGGCAAGGUCAAGAGAUUCAGUAGACGCAAUUCGCAUAUAACACAGGCUGGUUCCUCCUCGACCUUCAAUCCACAGCCCGCCGUCAUUGCGAUAGCUCUCGACGAAUCAACCAUAGAAUCCUAUCCGAAAGUGGUACUCGGUGAGAGCUGCCGGCUGCCGGGGCAUAAUGACAGUCCAUGCCCCAUUUGCUUGGCAGAGUACCAGCCCAAGGAGACACUCAGAACCAUACCACAGUGCCAACACUGUUUCCAUGCUGCCUGUAUUGAUGAGUGGCUUAGAACGAAUGCGACCUGUCCCCUGUGCCGGACUUCUCCAGCGCUACUGUGAUGUGAUCAUUCCCCUCCAUGGUCUUAUCUUAUUCAUCUCUUCCUUCAAUACCUCUCUUUAGGUCAUUGUAAGUUAUAUAAUCUGUGAUUCUUCUCUGCUAUUCUGUAUCUUUGCAAUUUUGUUAAACAUACUACUCUACAGCAUUGUAUAUAAUUUUGAGAGCAAUAUACAAGUCUCAUGAUAGUUAGUGUAUUA